Maudiozyma barnettii is the source of this 2643-nucleotide messenger RNA. RefSeq lists its product as uncharacterized. NCBI's taxonomy places the organism in Eukaryota, Fungi, Ascomycota, Saccharomycetes, Saccharomycetales, Saccharomycetaceae. Gene Ontology annotation, molecular function: calcium ion binding; protein binding. Gene Ontology annotation, biological process: endocytosis; endosomal transport. The record is from RefSeq and is a predicted model, not a curated record. The transcript has a single exon. Bases 1 to 2643 code for a protein of 880 amino acids. Gene Ontology annotation, cellular component: plasma membrane; cytoplasm.
AUGUCAGGUAUCUUUUUUAAAACUCCACUUACAGACGAAGAACUUACAGAAUUCACUCAAUUGUUCAAUUCUUUAGACAUAAGACAUAAAUCAACGGUAAAUUUCGUACAAGCUCAAACUUUAUUAUCAAAGACAGGCUUACCUUCAGAGAUAAUCAUUAAUAUUUGGAAUCUUGUAGAUACUCACCAUACUCAACAACUUGAUUUCAAACAAUUUGCUGCUUUGUUAAGAGCUAUAGGAAACAAACAACAUUAUCCUUUGAUCCCUAUAGAUACUAACUUAUUUGAAGUACCUUCCCCUAAAAUAACCUUUUCAAAAGAAGCUAAUACUACAAUCACUAGCAGCCCGUCUCUAUCGUCAGAUAUCAUUACUCAUCAUCACCAUCAUAACCAUUCAACAACGACGAAUAUGAGUAAUAACGACACCUCCAUAUCAUCGGACCCUACUUCAUUGGUAGAGAUGCCCCCACUAACUCCUAACGAUCUUUCGAAAUUUUCUCAAUUGUUUGAUAGAGCUUAUAAAGGUAAAGAUAACGUUCUAUCUGGUAAUGAUGCCAAACAAAUCUUUGUCAAGGCAAAACUGCCAAACAAAGUCCUAGGAGCAAUCUGGUACCUAUGUGAUAAUGGAACAAAAGGUUAUUUAUCUAAACAAGAAUUUAUUAUGGCAAUGCAUUUGAUCGAUUUACGUCUAUCAAAACAUGGUUCCAUGGACCCAUUACCAAGGAGAUUAACCGAAACAGUAUGGGAUUCUGUAAACCUUGACUCUAUAAAAGCUGCACCACCCAAACCUCCAACUUCUGCUCAAGCAAUGACUACCCCACAACAACAACAACAACAACAACAACAACAACAAAAUGUUAAUAGAAAUAGUAUUAUGAGUUCUAGUGGUCCUGCUCCAAAACCUCCACCACAUCGUACUCCAACACUUAACAAUGACGCUUUUGCCGCUUUCAAUGGCUCACCAGAUGAUUGGACCAUCCCAUCUCACUUGAAGUCACAAUUCGAUAGAAUGUUUGAUGCAUUAAACCCUUCAAAUUCUGAAUCUUUAACUCCUGAUGUGUUGGUUCCUGUUUUAACAAAAUCUUCAUUAGGAAGAGAAGAUUUGGCUGAUGUUUGGGAAUUAGCUGAUAUGGAGAAAAAAAGUUCUUUAACUAAAAAUGAGUUUGCCAUAGCAAUGUUUUUAAUCAAAAAGAUAAAAGCUAGGACACCUUUACCACAAGAUAUUCCUCUUGGAUUAUUGAAUUCUUUACAAGGGAGACCUGCUCAAAUGGACUCCCAAUCUAUUCGCUCAGGAACUUCCACUAACAAUAAUGCCCAAUAUCCACAAGUACAAACCCCGCAAGCAAAUAAAGAUAUAGGUCAAUUCCAGACUCCAGAGAUGCCCUCUCCAAGGGUAAAUUCACCUCAUGUCCCACCAGCCGCCCCAACUCAAGAAUCUAUUAGGAAACAAAGUGUGAACCAAUUUCCUUCUACAGUUAAAAAAGAAAUUGUAGAAACCCAAGCUAAUAUAAAAAAUCUGGAAAAUAAGAUGACUUCUGCUGAAACCGAAUUAUCGGAAUCCUAUAAAUUAGAAGUCAACAAGGAUCAAGAAUUAGAACCACUGAAGGCUAGAGAGACGGAAUUAACUGAGAAAUUAGCGGCAAUCAAAUUAAGCAUUGAAGAAUCCAGAGCUAAAACAAGCGAAUUAGGGGUUCAAAUUGAAGAAACCAAUAAAAAUAUUUCAUCUCUGGAACAAGAAUUGACAACUGCCGAAGGUAACUAUCACGCUAGUGAAGCAAGAUUAGAUGAAUUAGAUGAAAAUAUUCGGGAGUCUACUACCAACCAUGAACAAAUGGAGGCAGAAAUUGUUAAUUUACAAGCUAUGACUGCAUCAGUGAACUCACAACUGGCAUUAAAGCAAGACCAAGUUAGAGAUAUAAUGAAUUCUGUAGAUGGAACAUCUAAGACAUUAGAUUUGGAUAAAAUCACUGCAGGCAAUGUCCAAAUGGAAAUUGAUGAAUUGGACACGAAGGUUAAUCUUUACUUAAAUAAAAAAAAGGAGUUAGAUAACUAUGAGAAUGUCGUCAAAGAUCAACAUGAAAAACUUGAAAAGAAAUAUAAGGAAUUAGAGAAACAUAGCGAAAGGAUUAAGCAUUUUGAGCAACUUCUAAAGGAGAAAGAAAGUGCAUACAAAGCAAAAUUAAAUGAUCUAGGUUCUAGUGAAAAGUUAGUUAUACAUAAUGAGACUACACAAGAAGUUAAUCAAGAUGAUGCAAGCGUACUUGCUGAUAUGAUUGAUCACAUAACUUUAGCACCAGAAAACAAAUCGCCCUUAAUCGAUGACAAUGAUACACCCACUGACAGGUUACCUGAGGUCCCUACAGAAGAAGUUAUUGAAAAUUCUUCUACAAUUCAAAAACAAGAAAGUAAGGAGACUGACAAUGAUCUGGAUGAAUUCCAAGAUACCGUUGAUGAAAUCAUUCCAACACCAAAGGAGGUAGAUGCUGUGGAUGUUGCCGUUGCUGAUACGAAGUCAUCAGAUUAUGUUGAAAUUCCAGCUGAGGUAUCUGAAGAACCAUUUGAACAAAUCGAGUCGAAAGAUGCCACAGGAGAAGAAGAAGAAGAAGAAGAAGAUAAAGAAGACGAAAACGACGAAUCCAUCUAA